Messenger RNA from Saccoglossus kowalevskii, 578 nucleotides. RefSeq lists its product as uncharacterized. The record is from RefSeq and is a predicted model, not a curated record. NCBI's taxonomy places the organism in Eukaryota, Metazoa, Hemichordata, Enteropneusta, Harrimaniidae.
UCCACGGUCAGCCUAUGUAUGUGUCUCAUGUUUGUGUGUCUCUGUGAUUGUGUUCUUGUUGCGGUGACGCCCACCAAAACAUGCAGAUCUACAGACGUCAGAAAAGUGAUUUGGCUGAAAUUUUUAGUGACUGUUAACGACACCUGGGAUCCAGACGGAUGCAUUGCGACAGUCCUUACACCAAGGUUGAUUCCCGGUAAAGAAUACAAUAAAUCCGAAUCUGUACGUGUUGGUAGAUGCGAUAAAGGCCCUCUAUGGUUCAAUAUAUCAGAAGCAGGAAUAAAAGAAUCACAUGCUAUGAAUGUUGACUUAAUAUUCUUUUCCUCUGUCGUCGAAGACGCUUCCCCGCCUACCUGUAGGAUACCAUGGAAUGGCACGUACCUGACACCGAAAACAACGAUGGCAAACGAGUCUCUGUUACCCGGAUGUUUUGUCAUGGACUCCCGCGAAGGAUAUCACAUGACGUAUUACUGGUUUCACGUAAUUGAUUGGAUGUUUGGCUAAUUUGUAAAAUCGUAAUUGCUUUGUAUGUUGGUGAACAAUAAAGAUUACAGUAGACUUACAUAUGUAUUACCAAA